Molecule: messenger RNA, 4219 nt
Organism: Nannospalax galili (Upper Galilee mountains blind mole rat)
Lineage: Eukaryota; Metazoa; Chordata; Mammalia; Rodentia; Spalacidae
Gene: Pacc1
Product: proton activated chloride channel 1
Exons: 8
Coding region: 82-1131 (349 amino acids)
Cellular component (GO): cell surface
Source: RefSeq, a predicted model, not a curated record
GCGCCGUUACGCCUAGUCCGCGGCGGCGGCUGUGAGCUGGCUGCUCCAGCGGGUAGCGGUCCCUGGGUACCGGCGGGGGCCAUGAUCCGGCAGGACCUCUCCACGUCCUACCAGGAGCUGAGUGAGGAGCUGGACCAGGUGGUUGAGAACUCAGAGCAGGCUGAGGAGGGUCAGGACAAGCAAUCAGUCCAAAGUCCAGGUGCCUUGCCAGGCCUGGACAGCGAGUCUGCCUCUAGCAGCAUCCGCUUCAGCAAGGCCUGCCUGAAGAACGUCUUCUCUGUCCUGCUCAUCUUCAUCUACCUGCUGCUCAUGGCCGUGGCCGUCUUCCUGGUCUACCAGACCAUCACGGACUUCCGAGAGAAGCUCAAGCACCCUGUCAUGUCCGUGUCCUACAAGGAAGUGGACCGCUAUGAUGCUCCAGGAAUUGCCCUCUAUCCUGGUCAGGCCCAGCUGCUCAGCUGUAAGCACCACUACGAGGUCAUUCCACCUCUGACCAGCCCUGGCCAGCCGGGAGACAGGAACUGCACAACCCAGAGGAUCAGCUACACUCACCCCUUUUCUAGUCACACUGUGAAGUCUGCCCUGAUUGUCCGGGGGCCCCAGGAAGUGAAGAAGCGGGAGCUGGUCUUCCUUCAGUUCCGCCUGAACCAGAGCAAUGAGGACUUCAGCGCCAUCGACUACCUCCUCUUCUCCUCUUUCCAGGAGUUCAUGCAAAGCCCAGACAGGGAAGGCUUCAUGCAGGCUUGUGAGAGUGCCUACUCCAGCUGGAAGUUUUCAGGGGGCUUCCGCACCUGGGUUAAGAUGUCGCUGGUGAAGACCAAGGAGGAGGAUGGGCGGGAAGCUGUCGAGUUCCGGCAAGAGACCAGUGUGGUUAAUUACAUUGACCAGAGACCAGCCGCCGAGAGAAGUGCUCAGUUGUUCUUUGUGGUCUUCGAGUGGAAAGAUCCUUUUAUCCAGAAAGUCCAAGAUAUCAUCACAGCCAAUCCUUGGAACACCAUCGCACUUCUCUGUGGGGCCUUUCUGGCAUUAUUCAAAGCAGCAGAGUUUGCCAAACUGAGUGUGAAAUGGAUGAUCAAAAUCAGGAAGCGAUACCUUAAAAGAAGAGGCCAAGCGACAAACCACAUAAGCUGAAGUUGCCCCCACGACACUGCUGCAUUGAUAGACCGAGGCACCAGCAUCCUGCACUCACUUGAAAGGGACCUUGAAGGGAAGAACAGCUCGUCACACUGGACGGUCUAAGUAACCCAGAAAGAGGCUAUUCUGAGCCCAACAGGAAACUCAGUGGAUAACCUGAAGAUAUUUAAGUAUUUAAAUUAUUGAUGAACACCUCACAGAGCUGUCCAGUGACUUGGGGGAGGGGAAGUUUCCUUCCUGUUGACUCACUGCAUAGUCAAGCUCCAGGUUAAGGCUCCCUCCUUACCAUAGAUUAUUUCCUUGUAAAGUGAACAGCUGUGUGAUUUUUCUUUAACCAAAAAGCCUACGGAGGUGCACAGGUCAUGCCUUAGAAUCCAGGCAUUGUAACAAACCCUCGUGAUUUUGACACUGCCCACUGGUGCUGUCCAGGCUUGGACAAGCUGUUACUAAAUGAGAUGUCUUUUUUGAGAUAGCCUCUCACUCUGUAGUUCUGCUGGCCUUGAAACUCUGUAAUCCAUCUGUGCCUCCCACGUGCUGGGAUUAAGGCUGUGUACUACCAUGCUUGGCCUUAAAUGAGAUAGUGAAGGCCACUAGAAACAAGUGGUUUUCUGAUGGAGUAACUAACCCCCUACUUCUCAAGCUGGACUCUGAUGCAGUGCAAGUUCAGUGAUUAACCCCAGGAGCACUGAUGUAUAUAGUAGGUACCUGCUUAGUGUACUUUGAUUUCAUUAACAGGUAAAUAAAGUUAACACAAAGGAUUGAGUGCCAGCUUGAGUAGCUGCUAAACCAGCAGGCACCCAUGCUCCUUCAUGCCUGACCACCAAACAGGUAGGUAGAGUCUGGACUGCCAACAAGGAUGGAUCUGACUGUGGUAUGUCCUCACCGUGAAGGUAAGCCAGGCGUGGUGAUGGAGAGGGCCAGGAAGAGGGCCAGAUGCCACUAAAAAUAUGCUAGUUAAUGGUUCAGUAUCUAUAAACACCUCUUUGGCCUUUUAGGCUUCUGGUCUAACCUUCAACAGAUUGGGUGUGUGUGUCGUACACACUACAUAUUUUCCACAUUGAUGGUUAUGAAAAGUGUUCUCAGACUUUUUGAAAUUAAUUUUAAGCAUGUGCAUUCAGAGGGAAUAUGGUAGCAUUUCCCAAAUUCAGUCAGGUCUGAAAAAAUCCAAAAGAGAACUACUCACGUGUCUAAAGAGGGUUAGGGUUAAUUUUAAUCUAAUUUAGCAGUAAGAAACUGUUUUUGGCUGAUUUUACUAAAAUAAACCUGUAUAGGUAAAUACCCACUAGGCGUGGUGGCACACACCUUUGAUCCCAGCACUUGAGAGGCAGAGGCAGGUGGAUCUCUCUGAGUUCCAGGCGAGUUGGGGCUACAGGGAGACCCUGGCUCAAAAAAAAAAAUAUAUUCCCUGCUACCUUUGUGUGUCACGUAGGUAUGAGAAUUCAAAGUUAGCUGAAAGUCUCGGGGCAGGAGUGCAGCUCAAAAGUAGGUGUGUCCUUGGCAUGAGGGGCUCUGGGUUAUAUAAACUCUAAGAAUGACGUAUCAUUUUAAUAAUUGUUUUUCUGUACUGUAUAAAGUUGAGCUGUUGGGUUUGCUUUAUGUAAUUAGGAUGUAUUUGUGCCUGUUCAGAGGAAGAAAGCCCAAUGGCCACUUCUGGAAAGACAUCUGUUUUGUGACAGGUUUGUCUCUCUGUGCUGUCCCCAGUCAGCAGCACUGGGCCUGAAAGCAGCUUGUCUGGCCAGCAGUGCAGUGUUCCUGGGUGCUCCCUGCUUGAACGCAGUGAGAAAUACAUGCCAUUGCACCCAGCAAGUUUCUUACAGGACCACAGACAGCAGAGGGUCUGCUUUCACAGUGACCUACGAGCCCCAUGCAGAGCCUGUGCUAGUUUUGUUUAAGCGUGUAGACAUAAAGGUAAGUGAAGCUGUUACACCUUCCAACCUUCACAGAAGUACUGCUGUAGAUUAAGAGAUUUAUCCUCCUGAGCCUUUGUUAACUAAAUUAGCUUUAAUGUUAAAACUAUCCUCUGAACACAGAGGGAUAUGAAGAAGAUGGAUAUUGUACAGCUUAGAAUUUUAUGAAAAGAUCCAUGAGCCCCAAGCUUCCUGUUUUUAAUCAGAACUCUCCCCACAAUUUGUGGCCAUUUUCUGUGAAUAUGCUUACAUAUACAAAAGGGUAGGCCUCCUGAAUGCUUAGUAUUAGAGCUGAAAAACCAAAAAUGACAGAAGGCAAAAUACAAACAUAGGCUUUAUUAAAUGCUGCUCAGUCCCCAGUGAAGAUCUUUUAUUAUAAAACACAACUGCAAGGCAAGAUUGGAAUGGUACUCUGAUAACAAAAGAUGUAAGAAAUACUUGACCAGGUAAGAACAUACAAGACUUCUACAUAGUCAGUCUCAGAGGACGCCUACUGCAUUUCCUUUAAAGCCAGGCAGUGACAGCUAGCAGCCUACAUCACACUGUGGGACUCAGCCUCCUGCCUGCAUCUGGUGGGGCUGGGCAGGGUGGGUCAGGGACUGGAAAGGCCCUGCCUCCAGCCCGAGGAGAUUAGAGGAAUGAAGGAGAGGUGAGCCUAGCAUCCACCCUGCAGCCACUACUCUGUUCACACCUGGGGUUGCAGCUGCUGAAGGGAGGUAUUUGGGGACAGAAGAAGUUUGGUUUACUUUCCCCCAGCUUUUAUAUUUUGUGCUUUAGAAGCCUGAAAACAUGAGGCUUUUCAGAACCCAGAGUGUAGUAAGAUUUUGGGGGAGGGCUUUUAUCCCACCAUCUUCUAGGAGACAAAGGGAAGGACAGAUGCCUCUGUUUCCCUAGAAAGGGUUCUUUCCUUGGAUUAACUAAGGUCUGCAGCAAUGUGAAAAGCACAUUAUAAAAGGGAAAAUGUACAGAGCGGCCUACUUAGAUGAUCUAUGUGCAACACAAUCAAUUCAAGUCAUAAUUCUUACCACUCCCAUAAUUACCUCACUCAUAUCAGAUGAUAAAAUUCAUUUCUGUGAAACUUCAAAAGUGACACAAUCAAUGAGCAGACAAAGGUUACAAUAUACGGUGGCCAUGAUACAGCAUGGGGCUAUGUUUAAUCCAUAUUUUUUUCACUUAGA